GCGAAGAAAUUUCAGUGCGGGCUGUGUUCGAAGAUGUAUGUCAGCAAGAAAACGCUCAGGCAACACAUCAGGAUACACAUGAAUGAUCGUCGGUACAAAUGCGCGCACUGCGGCGAAGGAUUCGUCCAAAAGACCAGUUUGAGUGGCCACUUGAAAACGAAACACGGAAUAGUGUCGUUAAAUGUGGUCAAGGUAUAAACGAACCGAAAAUUAAUCGACCAGUCUCGGCGGAUGCGAAAAAGAAACCUAACUACAAAAGUAAUACAAGGAAUUGCGAAGAGAUGAAGAAGCACAAACACAACAUAACGGAGAUAUUAAAAUGCUCGAACGCGACUCCUUUGGUGCGCCAUUUGGGAACGGGUUUCGUGUGUGGCUAUUGUUCAGUCCAAUUCCCAGAUCCGGGCAAUCUCAAACGGCAUUGUCUUGAGAAACACCCGAAUAGAACCGAAGCAAUCCUCUGCCCCGGCUACAGGAAUCUAAGCAAAGAGUAUUACGUUAAACUGGACAUAACAAACCUGAAAUGCUCGCUAUGCGAUAACAACAUGGAUUCCCUGAAGCAACUUAUGUCGCAUUUGACGCAAACUCACAGCGUGGUUAUACACACGGACAUAAAGAACCGAAUCGUUCCGUUCAAGUUUGAAGACGACAAACUCUGUUGUUGCAUAUGUCGUAACGAGUAUGCGAAGUUUAAGCUUCUGCAGGAGCACAUGCACAGCCACUACAGGAAUUACGUUUGCGACACGUGCGACGCGGGCUUCGUUAACGAAGGCUCCCUGUCCAGGCACGUGCAGACGCACCGAAUCGGCAUAUUUGCUUGCGAGCGAUGCGAAAAAGUAUACGACACAAUGGCCAAACUGAAGAAUCACCUUAGAUCGGUACACGUAAUGAAGUACCAAACUCACAGAUGCGGCUAUUGUUAUAAGGUGUUCAGUUCGUACGAAUCGAAGAUUGAACAUUUGUCCGCCGAGCACGGUGUAGUAUCGGCCAAAUACCCUUGUCAGGCCUGCGACAGGACUUUUGUUAACAGCAGACAGCUGAGGGUGCACAUUAAGAAAUUUCACAUGCUCGACAGGCCGCAUAAGUGUACGCAUUGCGAGAAAACCUUCUUCUCCAACUGGGCUAUGAAGAGUCACGCCCAAACGCAUAGUCCUAUUAAAAUUGAGUGUAACGUUUGUCAUAAAAUGUAUGCGAGCGCUAAAACCCUGAAAACCCAUAUGAGACUGCACAAGGACAGAUACAAGUGUGAUUUUUGUAGCAAAUCGUUCGCAAUGAAAGGCGCUUUGAAAAAACACCUCCAGAUCAUUCACGACAUCUAAAUCGUUUUAAACGUUUGUGGUUUUGUUUAAUAGUAUUAAAGGUUGUUAUAAAGCAUAAUCCGUAGUGUUGGAGACUGCCAACGCUGCUCUAGCAAGAGCUAGAUGCUAACAUGCCGAACUAUCUAAACCUCAAUUUAAUAUGAAAAAACACCUUAAGACUGCGUUAAAUAAUAAUGUUUA
Molecule: messenger RNA, 1496 nt
Organism: Bombyx mandarina (wild silkworm)
Lineage: Eukaryota; Metazoa; Arthropoda; Insecta; Lepidoptera; Bombycidae
Product: zinc finger protein 431-like
Source: RefSeq, a predicted model, not a curated record